This is a messenger RNA of Drosophila eugracilis, 1995 nucleotides long. Its product is annotated as sodium-coupled monocarboxylate transporter 2. The coding region runs from base 82 to 1914 and encodes 610 amino acids. NCBI's taxonomy places the organism in Eukaryota, Metazoa, Arthropoda, Insecta, Diptera, Drosophilidae. The transcript is spliced from 8 exons. Gene Ontology annotation, cellular component: membrane. Gene Ontology annotation, molecular function: symporter activity. Gene Ontology annotation, biological process: sodium ion transport; transmembrane transport. The record is from RefSeq and is a predicted model, not a curated record.
AUGUGAACCGGUUAGACCGGACAAACCACCUACAAAGAGUUUAAGAACCAGGAUCUGCAGAUCCACACGACUACUGGCAAGAUGUCCACUGCCGCUAAUAUGGCCAGCGCUUCGCAGGACCUGCGAUUUGGACUGACGGACUACGUCGUCUUUGUCAUCAUGCUUGGAGCGUCGGCGGCAAUCGGAGUGUAUUUCGGAUUCUUUUCCAAGUCCAAAAACACCACCGAGGAGUAUCUUCGCGGGGGGAAGAAGAUGAAGACCCUUCCCAUAGCCAUAUCUCUAGUGGCCAGUCAGUUGUCCGGCAUUGCCAUCAUGUCCAUUCCGGCUGAGAGCUAUACCUACGGAUUCAACUAUAUAUUCGUGGUUCUGGCCAUGAUUGCGGUGAUUCCUAUUCUGAUCUACAUCAUUGUGCCUGUCUUUUACGAAAAUAAAGUCUCCAACUGCUAUGAGUAUCUGGAGAUGAGAUUUAACAAACGCACAAGGCAGUUGGUGACCGCCACCUUUGUGAUGAACUCGUUCCUUAUGUUGCCCGUCUACAUGUUUAUUCCAUCUCUUGCUUUUUCCCAAGUUACUGGGAUGAACAUCCAUUUGAUUAACGUGAUGGUCUCCUCCAUCUGUAUUUUCUACACUAUGCUGGGUGGGAUCAAGGCUGUGGUUUGGACCGAUGUGGUCCAGGGUAGCAUCAUGCUCCUGUCCGUGGGCGCUGUAGGAGUUUUGGGUACCAUCCGAUCGGGAGGCAUUUCCACUGUUAUAGACCACGCCUCUGAAGGUGGCCGUUUCAACUUUGACUUUGGCUUGGAUCCUCGUAUACGUAUGAGUUUCUGGAGUGCCACCAUGGGAGGAAUCUUCAUGUGGACGGGUCAUAUUGGCUUGAACCAGAGCUGUGUGCAGCGCAUAGUCUCCCUGCCAUCGUACUCCCAUGCCAAGAAAUCCCUGAUAAUUGCUGGAUUUGGAUUUUUGAUAAUAAUGUUCUUUAACACUGUCUCGGGAAUCAUUAUGUUUGCCCGCUAUUUUAACUGUGAUCCGAUGAUCGCUGGUUUGGUCAGCAAGCCGGACAAGAUGAUGCCAUUCUUCGUGCAGGACAUCAUGGGACAUCUAGCCGGGAUGCCUGGCGUGUUCAUCUCCUGCGUGUUCAGUGCCGCCCUCAGCUCACUUUCAGCCACGUUGAACUCCCUCGCCGGAGUGGUUUACUUCGACUACAUCAAGCCGCGAAUCAAUCACACGGAGGCCAAAGCCAAUGCGAUCAUGAAACUGGUCAUCGUAGUGAUGGGCGGCUACUGCAUCCUAGGUGGCUUUAUGGUGCAGAACUUCAACUCGAUUCUUCAGACGGUGGUCACAAUUACGGGCAUCAACACGGGUGCAGUGGUGGGGGUGUUCCUUUUGGGAAUGUUUGUGCCCCGCUGCAACGCCAAGACGGCUGUCACCAGCAUAAUCUUCAGUGUGGUGGCUAUGAUCUGGGUCAUCGCCAAUGGCCAAAUGAACUUCAAAUCUGGACUCAUCAAGUAUGAGGUGCUGCCAAAUUCUCUGGACCAGUGUGAGGCCAGGGGUCUUCACAUGAUUGCGGAAGUGAUCAACAAGACAGACUUCACGCCCGUCACAGUUAAGCCUCCUACCGGAGCUCCUGUGACCACUGCCUUCCACAGCAACCGUGACUUCUCUCUCUAUGACAUCUCGUUCUAUUGGUACAAGGUCUUGGGUACUGCUCUGAUCUUCCUGUGGGCAGUGCCCAUGAGCUACAUCUGGCGACCAGAUAAGAACGAGAAACAGAACCCGAAGCUGUACUCGCCCUUCGUGAGGAAGUUCCUCACUUUGCCUGAAGCAGAUCCAGAAGCGGAAGAGGUGCCCCUGCGAGGGUCCAAUGGCGGUGAAAUUCCCCACCUCCGGAUAGAAAAGGAAGCUGGUCUCGAACACUGAUUUUCAUUAAUUGUUUUAGUUAUUUAUAGACUGAAAUAUGACCAACACGAUUAAGAAACCCAAAUAAAAUAAAAUACAAUU